Messenger RNA from Notolabrus celidotus (New Zealand spotty), 2650 nucleotides. It is a transcript of the gene eomesb, whose product is annotated as eomesodermin homolog b. Gene Ontology annotation, cellular component: nucleus. Gene Ontology annotation, molecular function: RNA polymerase II cis-regulatory region sequence-specific DNA binding; DNA-binding transcription factor activity, RNA polymerase II-specific. The coding region runs from base 356 to 2155 and encodes 599 amino acids. The record is from RefSeq and is a predicted model, not a curated record. Lineage: Eukaryota; Metazoa; Chordata; Actinopteri; Labriformes; Labridae. The transcript has 7 exons. Gene Ontology annotation, biological process: endodermal cell fate specification; mesoderm formation; positive regulation of DNA-templated transcription.
ACAUGGCUCAGGCUUUAUUUCAAACUCCCUCCUCAGCCCCAAACACAACAUGAUGCCAUGUGCCGGUAUGGACUCAGACACACAGGUUAUCACGCGCGUAUAUUUUCCCUAAGAGAGUUUAGAAUUUAUUUUAAAUUAUUUUUUUGAUUUACAAAAGGAAAGAAGAGGAAUCACUUGGUUUUAGAUUUCCCCAGCUGCUGGCCAAAGGAGAUUUAAUCAGAAGACAUUUGGCACAAGAGUGAGAGUGAGAGAGGGUUCCUGAGAGGUAAGACGACACUGGAAAUUCGUCCCACCUUGGAUCAGAGAAAGCAACGCACCUCUGUAUCAACUCUAAGUGAAGACUAGUAAAGUAGUGAUGCUGGGCAGCGAAGGAGAAAGCAGUACCUUUUCAUCCACGAAGGAAGCAGCGGAUGAGAGGUGUAAGUCUCCGGCUGUGGAAGGAGACGAUCCAGCUGCUGGCAGCAGGUACACAGAGCACGGGAUGGGUGCUGACCGCUACUACAUCCCUCCUACAGUCUCCAAACAGAGCCCAGAAACACCAAACCCUUGCUCUUUCAUCCCCUACACUCCCAGUGGGGCGGUUUACAGCCCGUCCAGCGCUGGCAGGUACCCCUCAUCUCUCCACCUGGGCUCCGUGUUGCCCCCCGCGGGAUUUUCCACCUCCACAGCUGCCCGCAGCCACUUCAGCUCGGCGUACCAGCUCGGGCAGGGCCCCGGCUGCAUCUACCAGCCUUACACCGGCUCAGGGUCCGCUCUCAGUAACAUCACUUUACCCACAGCCGGCCCCGGAAUGAGGCCCCAGGUCUAUCUGUGCAACCGGCAGCUGUGGCUAAAGUUCCACCGGCACCAGACUGAGAUGAUCAUCACCAAGCAGGGCAGACGGAUGUUCCCGUUCCUGAGUUUUAACAUCGCUGGUCUGAGCCUUAACUCACACUAUAACGUGUUUGUGGAGGUGGUGCUGGCGGAUCCAAACCACUGGAGGUUUCAAGGUGGCAAGUGGGUGACAUGUGGGAAGGCGGACAACAGCAGCCAAGGAAAUAAAGUUUACAUCCACCCCGAGUCUCCAAACACAGGUGCGCACUGGAUGAGACAAGAAAUCUCCUUCAGCAAGCUCAAACUCACCAACAAUAAAGGAAACCUUCACAGCACUUCGCAGAUGAUUGUCCUGCAAUCGCUGCACAAGUACCAGCCGAGGCUGCACAUCGUAGAGGUGACAGAGGACGAGGUGGAAGACAUCGGCAGUGACAUGAAGACGCAGAGUUUCACCUUUCCAGAGACUCAGUUUAUAGCUGUCACUGCCUACCAGAAUACUGAUAUUACACAGCUGAAAAUUGAUCACAACCCUUUUGCCAAAGGAUUCAGAGACAAUUAUGAUUCGAUGUAUACGGCUCCAGACAACGACCGCCUCACCCCCUCUCCCACCGACUCUCCCCGUGCACACCAGAUCGUCCCCAGUGCACGCUACUCCAUGCAGCCCCUCUUUCAGGACCAGUUUGUCAACAACCUCCCACAGCACCGCUUCUACAACAGCGAGAGAGCUGUACCGCAGACUAACAACCUCCUCUCACCUCAGGCUGAAGACGGUGCAUCACAGAGGUGGUUUGUCACCUCCAUGCAGCAAGGAGGAAACGGCACAAGCACCAGCAGCAAGCUAGAUCUCUCGCCAUAUGAGGGGGAAUACUCAAGCUCCCUGCUGCCUUAUGGUAUCAAAUCUCUGUCCAUGCAAACAUCCCACGCUCUCAGCUACUACCCAGAUUCUCCUUUCACCACCAUGUCUGCAGGGUGGGGGUCCAGAGCGGCCUACCAGAGGAAGGUAACCCCCGGUCUGCCUUGGUCCCCCAGACUCAGCCCCACAACUUGUUUCCCAGAAGAAUCAAACAAAGUUAAAGCACAGAUAGAGGAGGAGGCGAACGGCAGUGGAGGCCUGAUCUCCUGGACAGAGGCACAGCCGUCAGCUCUGUCUCUGGACAAGACUGAGUCUUAUUCUUCAACCUGCAAACGAAGGCGCUUGUCUCUUCAUAUUGCUAGCACAGAGGAGUCCCCCAACGACAUAAAGUGUGAGGACUUGGCCUCUGCUGCACCUAGCUCCUACAGCAAAGAAGCCCCCUCAUCCAAAAGCAUGGCAGCUUACUAUUCCUUUUACACAAACCCCUGAGUGCUUUAUCUUUCAAAUGCCCUGUCUUUCAUUUUGCAAAUUAGGUUCUUCUUUAUUUGCCACCAUGAAUAAGAACAUUUAGUUGCUUACACCAUGCUCACAAUCAGUAUUUCUAUUGUGAUGUUUCUUUUCUUUGUGUUAUGAUACAUUUAAAUUCAAGGGUAUAGUAAUAAAAUGGCAUUAAAAUCAAGGAUUGUGUGGCAUGAUAUUAGCUUAUUACAUCUAUUCAGUCCAUCUACCAUAGAGUUCAACUGUUGUGUAACAGAGUGCCAAAGCAUUUGUUUUUAGGUAUCACAUUUUUAUAAACAGUAUUAUGUAUGUUUCUUUGUGACUACAUUGCUGUAUCUGCCUUUACACUGAAGUUGCGUGUUUACAGAUUAUUUAUUAAAGGCCUGUUGAUACGAAUUUGUGCACUCAUGAAUGUGAGGUUGAUAUGCUGUAUAUACCUUCAUGGCAAUGUUCAGAUGUUUGAUAAUAAAAGUCAUAUAUGUUCUA